AGUCGACGAUCGGUGACCAUCGUCAGGAUCGCGUGUCCCUUCCGGCGUCGUCGAAGGCCAAGCGCGAACAGGCACUCCGCAGCAUCCUCACCGCUAGGAGACGGCAGAUCUUAAGUCAACGGCCCGUCGAAUCUCGAACUCGCGCGCCGAGACCGAUCGAGGCGUCCAAGGAAUCGGACGUGCUCGAGGCUCAAGAGACCAGACACUACGUAACAGCAGCCAACAUCAAAGACGACGAAGAUGGUAAAAAAGAACCUGCGAAAGAAAUAUCCGAGUCCAACAGUCAACAAACUAUUGAAAAACCUGGAAACACGACGAACGAAAGCAAAUUAACAUCAAACUUAAAAAUCAAUUCUACUAUUUCUACUUUCUUAAAUACUCAGAAGUCUUCAGACUCGGAGACACGAAAGAAGAAAAUUGUACCCAUGCCAGAGUCCUUGUACAACUACUUCAGACCCGUGGAAAGCAACAUUCCCGUAGAGGACAUGUCACAAUUCUUGUACUUCGGUCAGAAGAUCCAACCCGAGUCUCAAAACGGCACGGGGAACAAUUCUGUGGAGGCGAGCUCGAUGCAGACGACCGCGAGUUCACGUCGAAGGUAUUCAAUGAAGAGAUUCACUUCCACGACGCCGGCGUUGCAGUCUGAAGAGAUAAUCAAUGAAGAGAUGAACAUAGCAGUGGAACGGCAGACGGUCGAGAAGAACAAAGUGUCGACGAUGAAGAAUGUAUUCAGGAGCCCGGAGAACGGGCUGCAUUACAGGAAGAAAUCGACGGAAACGUCGAACGUUAUUACGAACGAAGCAGGAAAUCGUACAGGAAUUCACGAUAACUCGUCCGCUCACGCUGAGAAGCAGCUGCACAGAGUAGCCCACGUGGAAACUGGGAAUUCGACCCAGAUACCUCAGCCAAUCAAUCAAACAGAAAGUGAGAAUUUCGACGAAUCAAAAGUCCUAAACCAGACGAAAGCCUCAACAAACCAGAAAAGGAGCGACGACCUAAAACCGACUGUCGAUUCAAACCCAGAAUUGACAGAUAAAGAAACGUCCGAUGAGCAGACAGAGAAGAUACGUCGAAUCGACAUGUACGACAUGAGCAAACCCGGCAGUUCCCGCGAGAGCAACAACAUCGAGACGUCGACCUCGAGAGAGAAGAGCCGAGCCAGCACGGAGCCGUUCCGAAUAAUUUGGACACCGCCGGAAACGUCGACGUUACGUAUAAUCGUGACCGAAGGUACGUUAGACAGGUUCGACGGUGAUCCGCGUCCCGUUAAACCAGCGGAUACCCUCGAAGAAGGAGUCCGCGUGGCACCGAAGCCAGCGCCGCAACGAUAUUCAGAUAAGACCUUUGGUAACGAGGACCCGCAUCGACACCGGGAACAACAACAGCAGCACGUGUACGCUUACACGAUAACGAACGUGACGCGGCUGUUGCGCAACUACACCGGACCUGGGUUAAGCCGAGUGGGACAAGGAGGAUUAAGCAGCGCGAGCGAGAUAACCAGCGGUCCGUCGGAUCCGCGGCGGCCGUCGCCUACCGAGAUUCCUGCUGCCGGUAGUGGCACAGAGGUGAGCCGAGGAGCGACGGCUGGUUUCAGUGCCGGCACGACCGUCGAGCGAGACGCAGACGGCGGAUCUCCAGGUGCGCGCCAGGUGGGGGAACGGGCGAGGAAAGUGGUUACAGUCGCUGGUGGCCAGUCGCAGCAACGUGCUGGGGCCGGUAGGACCUCUCAGCAGCUGACCGCGGUAAACAAGGACGGGCCGAGGCCGGCCAGGGCACAGGAACUCAGUCACAGGGGCACCGUGCGUUGGAACCACACCAGGACCUCGGAUCUGGAAGGAUUCGGGGACAGGAGGAUCCUCCGGAAGUCGGCCAGUGCCGUUUUGAACCAGAGAGCCAGCACCGAGGAGGAAGCUUCACAGGUCAAGAGAAGAAGGUUGACAAAUGUAGCUAGGAGGGUGAAGGGUAAAAGCAUAGACAGUGCUAUGAGGUCAUUCGGUGAUAAAAACACGACCGACGAUGAGGACAGGAGUUUCAGUGUCGACAUGAAUUCUACCGUCUCCACGGUUCCUUCUUACGAAGAGAACUCCACGAUGAACGUCACUGAAGAGGAUGUCACAGACGAUGUUACUAGUGUAACGGAAGCCAUCAGUGAGAGUGUGUACAAUGAUACCAAAGAGAGUGCCGCGGACAGUGCCGGAAGCGGUGAGCCGACCGUGGCAGUGACCGUCACCGAGCCGAUCGCGCCGAAACAAACCACCACCGCCGCUACGUCCAAAGAAAUGACCACGAUCCCGGCGCCAGUUUUUCCGGUCACGCCCAAGAUCGCGGAACCAGUCCAGUCGGUAGCAAAUCAGACUUUCACCAGUGACUCCGGAAACGUGACGGAAACAGUGAAAAACGGUGCUGAAAAGCGUGUGGAUUUGUCCAAUAUGGACCCAUCGGAGAUCCAGAAGAUGUACAGAGCUAAAGACGCGACGACGACGACCACCACCACCACCACGACUGCGGCUACUUCCGAUGAAGAUUCUAGAACGACGGACACGACGCCAGUGCAGAUAGAAAUGUCCACGACCCCUCAAGAGAAGAGUGCCACUGAUUUACCGGAAACGAGACCUGAAGCCUCUACUGAUUCUUCGAUGGAGUCUAGGAAGAAGGGCGAAAGGUCGCCGGAGGUCAGGGGUCGAAAUCUGUCUGACAAGUCACAGGAGCUACCGGAGAAAGACGACGUUCUGCCUAUAAUGCAUCUGUACAAUACUUCGAACAUUUUCAAUGGCACCGGCCCGGUGAACUCGAUUUCCCGCGGCACGGAACGGCGAACAGAGCUUCCGGUGAUCGCGAAUACAAAAACCACCGAGAGAGUUAAUAACACGGUUAACGAAUCCGUCCCGAGGAAUCACGACUCGUCGAAUUCCACUCGUAUUCCCGAAACGAGACGACAGGAGGACAAUCGGAAUGACACCAGUACGCAGGUUCCGCCGACGGGUCCUGGUAGAGGAUCUCCGGGCAAUCGGACCCGGCACAGGCCCGCGUAUCAUCACGCGGUACUUCCGGAGUAUAAUUCAUCGGUGUAUUCAGCCGAGUUGAACAGGACGUUCUUUGAAGCUGGGCUGAUCUCGGUCAGUCCGAGGGAGUCGGUGAACAUCAGUGAAGUGAUUUCCAAGCGACACGAUGGCGACGCUAUCGCGUCACAGGAGACCGUAGCUGUUGUCAGUUAUAUUCUAGCAACGUUGCUGGUGUUCCCUAUUGCUGUUGGCGUGGGGCUAAUUCUUAGAAGACUGAUACUUAGGAAUCGUAAGGUGCUCGAGGAGUCCGACACAUCGUCGGAGAUAAGCUGCCGGAAGGACGCGCUGAAUCUUGAGAAUGGAGACUUCAAAACGUCCAUCGAAAAGGCAAUCACGAAACUACCGAGGAUACAACACCUGGUAAAUAACGAAAAUAAGCCACGAACACCGACUUCUGAUUUCCUUUUAAAAAUAACUCCUAAUAAAAAUUAAUGCCUUACGUUCAUUCGACACUACGUUAAUUUUUGUCAGGUCUGGAAGGCUGAAGCCGAUGACUUGACAGGACACCAAGGGACGACACGAUUGGUGGCUGUCAAAACCGUCAAGGAAGGUGCUUCCGAUCGAGAGAAGGAGGAUCUUGUUAGGGAACUGGAGAUCAUGCAACAGCUUGGCAGUCAUCCAAACGUUGUCACGCUCCUAGGCUGCUGCACAGAGCAAGAGCCUCAUUAUCUGAUAUUGGAGUACGUGAUGUACGGGAAGCUGUUGGCGUACCUUCGUGAUCAUCGGACCAGGCAAGAUUUCUAUAACUUCAGCGAGGACUCAGCCGCCCUCACCUCCAGGGACCUCACAGUCUUCGCCUACUGCGUCGCCAGGGGGAUGGAGUAUCUGGCAUCCAAGAAGAUCAUCCAUCGGGACCUCGCAGCGAGGAACGUGCUUGUGGACCAUAACAAGCUCUGCAAGAUCGCCGAUUUCGGCAUGUCGAGAUUCGCCAACGAGGACGGCGAGGUGAUUGAAACGAGGCACGGGAGGAACGCGUUACCCAUUAGGUGGAUGGCGCCCGAAUCGUUGAUAUACUCACUGUUCACCACGAAGACCGACGUUUGGAGCUUCGGGAUCCUCAUGUGGGAGAUCGUCACUCUAGGUUCGACACCGUACCCGGACAUGACGGCGAGGGAAGUGAUGCGGAACGUGCAGAACGGUUAUCGCCUGGAGAGACCGUCGCACUGCCGUAGCGAGCUGUUCAGGGUGAUAUCCCGAUGUUGGCACGCCGAUCCAGACCGCAGGUCGGAAUUCCAAGCACUGAGGAGGGACCUCGCGCAGCUGUUGGAAGACAACAUGAACGGACACUACGUAGACCUCGAGAGCUUCGCUUCCGAGAGCACAGAUUGACCUUCCCUUUACGUCUCUCUGCAAAAUUGCUCUUAUAACAGUCGAUGAUCGAUCAUCUAAGUUCUAGAUUAUUAAACUGUGAGCGAUUUUGAGGGAUUGGGAGAGGAAUUAAAUUAGGAAUAGGUAGGAUUGCAAAUCUAGGCCUGACCUACUUUUUACACUAAACAAAAACCACUGUAGGUGUCAGGGUUGGUUCCCUGUAACUGAAAGCAUAGACGCAAACAAAUAUUGUGAGAUUUUAAAAAGAAUUUAUCAUUAUACUAAAAACUGUGGUUUUUAUACGUCGCAUUCAGCGUUGCGUUCGAGGAUUUGUAGGGACAGAGAGUUAAGCAUGAGAAUUAGGAAUGAUUAGAACGAAGGCAACGUUGAUUGCAAUUAAUGUUGCAUUAAUCUACUAAAUAGGUUCUUAUAGAACUGUGCUCAAAGGGAUCAGAAUCCGUCCGUGAUCGCAAAUUAUACGUACUUGAAACGAACAAACGUAAAGUAGAUCCUGUUUUCCAUCCGAGUUUUCGGAAUAGGUGCUCACGAAAUAAGAAUGCUAAUAUUUGCCAAGCCUCGUGAAAUGAGCAAACAUUUAUUGACCACAUAAGAAUCGACUGUGAAGUCAGUUUUUUCGAAACAGUGAAAUCAGAAUGAUCUAACAAUGCAAAUAUCGACGCACUCUGUACAGAGGAUAAACAGGCAUACUUUGUUCUUAUAAAAAUUAAGGGGUUCACGUUCUAUUUUCUACUUUUGUACCCCCCCUCAAGUAUUCGGUUUAGUAUUAUUAAGUACUUAGGGUAAAACUGCCUAACUUUUCUUUUUUAAUAUUUUUUUUUAGGCAGUUUUAAUUAACGUCCUUUCAUAUCAGUGUUUUCCAUUCAAUACAAUCAAAUGUUCGAUUAGAAAAGUAAAUACAAAAUAUUUUUAAUGUAAAUAAAUAACG
Messenger RNA from Ceratina calcarata, 5316 nucleotides. RefSeq lists its product as uncharacterized. The record is from RefSeq and is a predicted model, not a curated record. Lineage: Eukaryota; Metazoa; Arthropoda; Insecta; Hymenoptera; Apidae. Gene Ontology annotation, cellular component: plasma membrane; signaling receptor complex. Gene Ontology annotation, molecular function: ATP binding; transmembrane receptor protein tyrosine kinase activity. Gene Ontology annotation, biological process: multicellular organism development; cell surface receptor protein tyrosine kinase signaling pathway; protein phosphorylation.